Messenger RNA from Contarinia nasturtii (swede midge), 4985 nucleotides. It is a transcript of the gene Mob2, whose product is annotated as MOB kinase activator-like 2. The coding region runs from base 1184 to 2473 and encodes 429 amino acids. Gene Ontology annotation, biological process: positive regulation of protein phosphorylation; signal transduction. NCBI's taxonomy places the organism in Eukaryota, Metazoa, Arthropoda, Insecta, Diptera, Cecidomyiidae. Gene Ontology annotation, molecular function: protein kinase activator activity. The record is from RefSeq and is a predicted model, not a curated record. The transcript has 6 exons. Gene Ontology annotation, cellular component: nucleus; cytoplasm.
CGUAGGCAAAAACCAAUUUGUGAAUAAAAUGUUCGGUGUUCAUAUUCGAUUUAUCGUUUGAAAUAUGAUAACUUUGAAUCGAAGUAAUUAAAAUGAAAUAUAUUCCAUGUUGUUGCUUUUUUUAUUAUGUGGGCGCCUGAAAAUUGCUUGCAAAAAAUUCGGAUUGAAAAUUCAUUAGGAUGAUUGAAGGCAAUUUGUUAGAACGCACGAAACCAACAAAAAAGAAAAACAAAUUGUUAUCAUUCUGGCUCUUUUUGUGCACACGUGCAGAAGCUUUUCUGUGAAAAAGCAUACCAUAGAACCAUAAUCACAUUUAUAACAUACACACGCUCUUUAUCAUUCUCCAAAUUGUUUGAACGAGACAAAGCGUUAUAAAAUCAACGGUUGAUAAAUUGCAUAAAAGUGCGAUGAUAAAAACUUAUCGAUUUAUAGCAAAUAUCGAUACACACGCACACACACUUAAAUCCAUGUGGCAUGUGAUUCAUCGCAACAAUCGAACAACAAAACGAAACAACAACCAACAAAUAUAUAAUCAAUUUUCGUACGUGUAUAAUUUCAGCAUUAUAAAUAGCAAAACAAAGAAAGAAAAAAGAAGAAGAGUAUCGAACCGAACAUUAUAGGUUGAUAGUCAAGUCAAGUCAUUCAGAAGUGAUAUCAUUUGAUAUAUUGCAGAUGUAUUUUGGAGUUAUUUUUAAGAUACGACAUAAAAAAAGAAGAAGUAAUAGUAGUUGAACAAAAAAAAAAACAACACGAAAUACAUAACCCGUCCAGUUGAUGAAUCAGGUUGUUUGACUUGCGAUCGCCCGUAUUGAAAAGGAGAGAGUGCGAGAAUUUGUGUGACAAGUUCGCAUAAACAAAAUAUCAUCAAAGCGAUACGGUUGUCAAUUCAAAUUCAUUCCGUGCGUUUGCUGUAUAAUGAAGUGGGCAAAUGAAUUUCCGCCGCAAACUAACACUAAAAUCGUGAUCUUCGUGCAUAAAUUGGAUAAAAAUUACUGGAUAAAUGUAAAGUGAACCACAGCGGCAACAGAGAAGAAUUGAAAAAGAAACAAAUUAAUUUUUGCUGUGCGCGUGUGUCAUUCGACGGUUACUAAUAAAGUGAAUGUAGUGCCAUAUGUUUUCUAUGUCUUAAUUUAAAAAAAAAAAAGCUUCGUCGACAGAAGUGACGUAUUUUCUAUGUAGAAUUAUGUGCAUUCAAAUAUUGUGCAAACGAUUUCGAAUGAAAGUUAAACCAACGACGCCGAUUUAUUGUAAGCAUAAAACAUCGUGUGCAUUUCAACAAGAACAAAAGCAAGAAAUCGAACAACAUUUACCGGCAUUUGAUACAGAUACAAUAAUAAUACGGCUGAGCAAUACACGACCAAACAUUCAGCUUCCUAACGAAACUCAAACACACAUGCGAACGGGAUCACAUGAGAAACUCAUGUGGCAAGUGGUCACAGUGCCGUCCAAAUUAAGUGAUGCAUUUGGAUCAUUGCUACGAUAUGCACAAGAAUCAAUCAAUGUAUUCUUCUGUCCAACAAAAGCCCGGCGCAAGGAAAAGGACGGUGAUCAAAAUUCAAAUGACACAAAACUCUAUUUAGAAGAAAGUGUACUUGAACGAAAACUUACCGAUGCCAAUCUUAAUACAAUUGUAGAACUUCCAGCUGGCUUAGACUAUAACGAAUGGCUUGCUUCGCACACAUUGGCACUAUUCGAACAUGUAAAUUUAGUGUAUGGAACAAUUAGUGAAUUUUGUACAACAUCCGGGUGCCCAGAUAUGACUGGACCAGGAAAUAGAAUGUACUUAUGGUUUGACGAAAAGGGGAAAAAGACUCGCGUCGCAGCACCGCAAUACAUCGACUAUGUAAUGACAUUUACACAAAAAACUGUUAGCGAUGAGUCGAUAUUUCCAACAAAAUAUGCCAACGAAUUUCCUAGUUCAUUCGAAAGCAUUGCAAGGAAAAUCUUGCGACUAUUAUUUCAUGUGAUUGCUCAUUUGUAUGCAGCCCAUUUUCGGGAGAUUGCUUUGUUAGGUUUACAUUCACAUUUAAAUUUAACAUUUGCCCAUUUGACCGCGUUGCAUAAGCGUUUCAAUUUAAUAGAAUCCAAAGAAACAGAUGUGUUACGUGAUUUGGAGAUUGCAUUGCGAUUAACUGAUGAUCCCGCAUUACCACAACAGUCGGCAUCGUCAUCAUCGAUACCAAGUACGGAAUUAAAUUCACAAACGUCACUACUACAGUCCUCAACAAAUUUAACGACAAUACAUAUGUCCUCGACUACAUCUGCUUCAAUAACAGCAGCAACAGUCACAACCAGCAGUAGCAGUGGCACUACGCUUGUAAAUUAUAGUGAUGAUCAAACAACAGUUUCGUUGAUCGGUGAUACGGGAUUAGGUACACAGCUAACAGAUACGACGGCCACCACAUCGACAAAUGGAUCAAAUCUCAUUUCGGACACGUCAUCUCAACCACAGUCUCAACAGCAACGGGGAUAGGCUAAAAUUCAAGAUGAAUUGGACGAGCACUAUUUAUAUAAACAAAUAUUGAAAAAAAAAAACGAACGAAAAAAAUUCUAUCUCCGUGUAAAAACACAUUUCAAAUACAAAAAAGAAAUUAUCACUUUGCACGCUGUACACACAUUCAUAUGGACAUUUAUUCGAGACAGAUAGAGAGUGACACGACACUUAUCUUAUAAUAUAUAUAUAUUUAACAAAAAAUUCUUUGAAGAGAAAACAAAACGAAUCCCGAACGAAGAAAAUAUGAGGCAAAACCAAAAUCAACCCACUGCCCCCGUUCCAGUAAAUUCUAAAUUAGAUGGUAUCUACGUCCAAAUAAUGUAUGUCACAGCAGCAAAUUGAUAAAUUUAAAAAAAUGUGUCUAAAUCAUAGAAAAAUCAAACAAAUCAAUUUAAAAUUGGAAUAGUACACAGAAGAAAAUUGCUUGAAGAAAAGCCAUAGCGAUAAAAAAAAAAAGAGAAAAACACAAUUAAAUUUUAUAUUUUCAAGAGAGCGAAAAUAAAUUACUACAUUUAAAUAAAACAAAACAAAUAAAAUGCAUCGAGACUAGAACAGACAAAAAAAAAUACGAAAAAAAAAUACAAACAUAAACAUGGCAAGAAAAUUUAAAAUAUUGGAUAUAAAAUAGACAGACUCUAUCUCUCCUGUUGAACGGGGUAUAACGGCAGAAAUUACUAACAAAAAGGAAACCUUGUCAUCCAAUUUUAUUUGAGCGCCAAUCUCUGACCAAUGUGAUUUACGUUUUUUUUCUUUUAACUAUAUUUAUAUAAAAAAAUGGAAUGUAGAGAAAAAAACAAAAAGAUUUAAAAAAAAAGUGAAUGAAUGCAGAAGAAAAAAAAAUUAUGUUUAACUAUUUUUAUGAUUCUAUUGUUAUUUGAGGGAAAAUAAAUGAUGAAGAAAAAAUGAAUAUAAAAGAAUGCAGCGAAUGCAACAGUAAUUGACAGUAGACGGUGUAGAAUGUGAAAAUUUAACUCUUACUAACUAGAAUGAUUCGGAAAGAGAUAGAGAGAGAGAGGGAGGGGGAACGAACAAAAAUUGCUCGAUUUGCCGCAUGGCUCUGAUCAGCUCCUAGUAACCAAAACGAGUGGAACGUUUAUUACAAAUUGACUUCGAAUAUAAACAUAUUGAUUAUUGACGACGAUCGAACAGUUUUGCGAUGUUUUCUUGCAAUAAAUUCGUAAUGGACUCGGCUCUAUCUCUCUCUCUCUUACUUUCACCUUUCAUUCUCGGCUAAAUUAUUACAUAUGAUUAUAAUCUAUUAUAUGUUCACUAUUAUUAUUAUUAUAUUAUUGUAAAUUAAGGAGCGAACCACGUUAAAUGUGGAACAUCGCACAAAAUUGACACGAACGUUUGGAGUUUUUCUUUAUCGUUGUUAUUUUCUUACAAUUUUCAGACGAGAACUUUUCAAUCCUCCGGCAAUCGUUUCAUUUCCGAAAUUGGAGAAGUUGUCUUUAUUUUUUACAGUCAACAAGCAGCUAUUCUAAAUUCACUAACAUCCUCCAGUAACAGAGUUAAACUCUUGAACUUUGAAAAGAAAAAGAGAAAAAAGAUAACUAAGAAGAAAAAAAAUAACGGUAAUUUUUUGCGACAGAUUCUGCCUUUGACGUGUUUACGCUCUAAAAAUUACUACACACCCACACACACAUACAACACACACACAAAAAAAAGAAACCACACUUAAACAAAAAAAUGUAGGAUAUUUAAAUCAAAUUUAUGAUAAUGUUGACAUAAAUAGAGAUUUGAAAAUGCAAAUCAAAAAAUUUAAUUAAAAAAAAAAAGAAAUACACAUUGUUACUUGUAAAGAAAACAAAAUGAAUCUAUAAUUGAAAUCUAUAGAGAUUUCCUUCUUUCAGACGAUUUAAUGACAAAAUGAAAAGCGUGAACGAGAGUGAAACAUCCACAAAACAUAUAUGAAAAAUAAAGCCAAAUCAAUAAUUAAAAAGAAAACAAAUAUAUCGUAUCAAAUUGUUCAAAUGUACACAAACACAUACAUUCUUUCAAUUCAAUUAAUCGAACUUGGUCGUUCGUUUGAAAUCUCGAAUUUGUUUGUGUGUUUUUUCCUCCCCCCAAUGCAAUGAUCUUUUUAGUUUAGAAACAAAUAGGCUCGUUUGAAGAUUUAACAACCACCAAAAACCAUACCGACUGAACCAAAUGAAAAAAAAAAAUGAGAGAGAAAGAUAGAUAUUAUGACAUCUUCCGUAAUUUUUUUUAUGAACAAUAAAAAAACCGUGCAGUCAACAUAUUAAUCCAAAAGUGUUUAAUUGUGAUAUGAUAUUCACUUGCAAUAUUUGAAUGUCCGAUGACAAAACUGAAAUAGGCAAAUAUGGAAAGAGAGAGAUAAAAUCACGCAAUGCGAUUUUUUUUCUCGUUCUUGAUUAUUUUUUACUUGGAAAAUUCACGAAUCGAUGACGAAGAUAAUAAUAUAACAUUUAAAAAAUGGAAAACAACAGCCGAGACAAAACAAGCUUUAAUUAAACCAAAAAAAAAACAA